Messenger RNA from Paracoccidioides lutzii Pb01, 7212 nucleotides. RefSeq names its product two-component sensor protein histidine protein kinase. The transcript has 5 exons. Gene Ontology annotation, molecular function: phosphorelay sensor kinase activity; ATP binding; protein binding. The record is from RefSeq and is a predicted model, not a curated record. Gene Ontology annotation, biological process: phosphorelay signal transduction system; protein phosphorylation. Bases 1 to 7212 code for a protein of 2403 amino acids.
AUGGACGACAGCUAUAUCCUUGGGGAAGAGCUACCUCUUCCCACAGAACGCCUAUUCGAGCGCUUGGCACAGAUACCUGGCUACGUGUGGGACCAGAAUUCAAGACCCUUUCGCUCAUCCUACGACCACUGGCAUGUUACAGGCGUCAGACUUGCUCCAGAUUCUGAUACCCCCAUCUUCAGCCCUUCCAAUUUCUCUCGAUCCAAAGAUUUCUCCUCCUCGCAUACCUCUCCCAGCUUCGAAAACAGAUACCACUCUCGACACCACUGGCGAAAUAGCCUCAGCGAAUCGAGCAGCGAUGUUUCGUCCUCCCGUAACGAUGAUGAACACGAUCCUGCGUGGAUACCCGUUGUGGCUCGCAUCUCAAGCCAUGUCAUCAGGCUAGAACGCGAGUUCCACACUCUAAAGUCGAUUAUUCAGAUGUCGGAUCCGGAAUGCCAGCAUACCGUCCGUCCUAUUGAUAUGAUUCGUAUGAAUCCUCAGCCGGGGGAUCGAGGACCGUUAUUGGUCACUAUUUAUGAGGCACUGGGUCCAAAUUCCCUGAGAGAAUUUGUAGGCUUUGGGCCCUCGUUUUUCUGCGUACAUGGUGGAGGCAGCAUGACAGAGUCGUCAACUGCGGGGAUCCAGGUCCCCAUUGCGACUUUCUUGGACUUUGCCAUCGGUGCCUGCGAAUGUCUGGAGUUGUUACAUUACGGACUGAAAUGCAUACAUGGAGAAAUCAGACCUGAUGCUUUCCAUUUCAACUCCGAGGCAGGCACCGUGAAAAUUGUGACUACGGGAAAUGGCGCUAGAUCCUUCGAUAAUGCACUAAGUGAAGGAUGGUCGAUUUUGUCGCGCGAGUUGGGCGUGAAAAAUAAGCUACAGUUCAUAGCACCAGAACAAACUGGGAGAUUACCAACGGAGCCCGAUAGUCGUACUGAUAUAUACGCCCUUGGUGUGAUGUUCUGGUCGAUGCUUGUAGGACAACCUGCAUUCGAAGCCAGUGAUCCUGUAGAAGUGGUGCAAAAUGUUCUUGGGAAACAAUUACCUAUGGUAUCUCACAAAAGGAUGGAUGUGCCGGACGCAGCCUCCGCUGUUAUACAAAAGAUGACCCAAAAACAGAUCGAUGAUAGAUACUACACGAUCUCCUCGGUGAAAUGGGAUCUUCAACAAAUCUCAAGGCUGCUCGGAGAUGGUGAUCGUGAGGGACUGAAGAAUUUCGUCAUAGCCCAACGCGAUGUCUCUUCAUUCUUUGCACUGCCAGCAACUAUGUUUGGCAGGAAAGAAGAGCAUGAAAAGAUCCUCGAAAUUAUCCACAAAGUCCAGAAACGUCAGCAGGCUAUUAUAACGCAAGCCUCUUCCAAGUCAAAUAUUUACCCUCUUUAUGCCCUUAGUUCAAACUCGUCUCUUUCCGAUAGUCGCUUAGAAGGUCUCGAAACAGGAGAUGGCUCGAGUGACUCUGGAUCAUAUGGUAUCGCCGGCUCAAAGACCAAUUCUACAGCUGCGCCUUAUAUUUUCACACAUACAUCAAUGCAAGACUUGAACCGUAGUGGAGAUUCCUCCUCAAGCCAAAAAACGCUCCUUAUCUCCAAUCGAGUUAAAAGCUCUAUUGAUUUGAGGACUGGCGGGGAUGCCAAUGAUCGUGAAGGCCUCGUGUCUUCCAGUCUGGUUAGUCUCGGCCAAUUCGAUUCACUUGCAAGUCUAGGGCGGCGGAAAGUAACGGCAAAAUACCGCCAAAGUGGACGUUGCGAGGUGAUAAGCAUAUCGGGAGUUGCUGGCCUUGGAAAAUCAGAUUUGAUAAACCGACUACAGCCGGAGAUCCGUAAGAAUGGUUAUGUUGCCGUUGCCCGUCUAGAUCGCUCGCGAAGGAUCCCUUUCGAACCGUUUUUUAAAAUUCUUGCCAGUCUUCUACGUCAGAUUUUUUCAGAACGUGACGUUUCUUCUGAAUAUCACACCUCAAUACGUUCAACGCUACAGCCUAUAUGGUUAUCCCUCCAUCGAGUACUUGGGCUGCCAGAAAACUUGAUAUACUCCCUAAAACAAACCAGCCAACCUGUGAACUUCUUGAAGUCCGUUAGCCCAUUACCUGCACUUAAGGAAGGGCCUGAGGGAUCAUUCCAUGCCAAAAAUGCAGAGUUUAUCAGUCUAAGUGCCGGUCAGACAUUUAAGGAUUUCUAUAAUGACCCGUCGUCGAGUGCAAUGCUCAGAUUCGCCGAUACACUUCUUGAAACCUUGAGGGUUAUGUCAUUCCAUAAAUUGAUAUGCGUGUGUUUAGAUGAUAUUCAAUAUGCCGACGCCGAAAGCGUUCAUUUGCUACUCGAGAUUAUCAAUAAAAAGAUCCGAUGCGUUCUUAUGAUCACAAGUCGACCGGAAGAAAUAAACUCACCGGAAUUAAAGGCACUUUUUCAGACCGACAUGGCCAAUGUUACCAGGAUAGAAUUGGCCCGGCUGAGUGAGCAUGAAGUUCUCGAAUAUGUGGCUGCCACGAUGCACCAAGCUGCUAGCAAGGAACUUCUACCCCUUGCCGCUGUUGUUUUAGAAAAGAGUCAGGGAGUUCCAUUUUACAUGCGCAUGAUGCUCGAGACCUGCUAUCAGAAAAACUGCCUUUGGUAUUCUUGGAGAGAUUCUGCUUGGCAGUACGACUUGGACAGGAUAUUCUCCGAAUUUGUUGCUCCGAGUUAUGGUCAAGGCAUUGGAAUAGAUUUCAUUGCUAAACGAUUUCAGGAACUUCCCUCGGAAUCCCGCUCAAUCUUAUUGUGGGCUGCGUUGUUGGGAAGUCCAUUCUCUUUCACGCUAGUUCAGAGAUUACUCUCUGGAGAGUUUCUAUACUCCCGGGGCGGAGAGGAUGAGGAAGAUAUAACUUGUCCUCGUCGAACCCCUCUGACUCAGACUAAACGAGGCAUUGUUUCGGGCCUUCAGCACUUACUUCAACUAUACAUUAUACUCCCAGGCGAAACUGAUGAUGAAUUUAGGUUUGCUCAUGAUCGCUAUGCUCAAGCGGUUACAACUAUGAGGGAGUGCCAUAACCAAGAGAAGAUGCAUUUUAUUGCUGCGCAGACCAUAAUGAAAUAUGGCCCAACUGACAGUGCUUCACUAUAUUCGAGAGCUCAACAUAUUCGCUCCGCAGCAAGAUUAAUCAAACAACAAGUUCCUGAGCGGAUAAAAUAUCGAGAUGCUUUAUACCACGCUGCCCUCACUGCUUCCCGAUCUGGAGCGAAAUCUACCGCUCUAAGCUAUUUUCAAGCUUGUCUUUACCUUCUCCAAGAUGAUCCAUGGGAUAUCGAUGCAAGAGAUGUUUACUACGACGAAACACGAGAACUCCAUAUCCAAACAGCAGAGAUGUUUAUAUUUAAUGGAAAGCCCGCCGAAGCCAUGGAUAUACUUUCCAUCGUCUUUGAACGUGCACACACACCUUCAUGCAAAGCGAGAGCAUGGACUUUGAAAAGUAGGAUACGCGCACAAGUCGGUGAUAUUUCCGGCGCCCUGGAGGCGCUGCUCACAAGCAUGGAAGAGCUGGGCGUGAAAAUCAACAGGUCCAGCUCUUGGGAAGAUUGCGAUGAGUCGUACGCGAAACUCAGUGCGUAUCUGAAAGCAGCUGAUCUUGAUGUCGUUUUUUCUGCACCGCUUAGUGAAGAUCCGUCUUUGAUUGCCCUGGGAGCAUUGAUGGGGGAGGCCAUGGGAGUGUGUAUCUGGGGAGAGCCGUUGACAUUUCUCCAGCUUGGUAUUGAGAUGAUGAAUAUUUAUCUAUUUCGCGGAUCGUUUGUCCAAAUCGCCUACCUUUGCACUUACAUAGCCAUGAUUGCUAUGAGUCGAUACAAGGAUCUAGAUCUUGGUAUUAAGCUUAGCAAUGCUGCAGUUAAGUUCAUGGAGAGUUACGAUGAACCAUGGAUUCCAGCUCGAGCUGUUACCGCCCAUAACUUUUUUGUCAAUCAUAUGAGGGUGCCUAUGGCUACGACGUUACCACUUCUCGAGGGUUCGACGGAAGCUGCGUUUUUGAUGGGUGAAAGAUACUUGAUUCUCAUGAACAUAUCCGCAAUGGUAUUCACUCGUUUUUGUCUGGGUCAUGAUUUAGGUGAGCUGGAGGCUCUGUGCAAUUAUGGUCCAGAAGAACUUUGCGAUUGGGAAAACGACCCACGUGGAGGGGUCUAUAUCAUCUCUGUCCGACAAGCCGCCCGCGCUCUUCAAGGGAAGACUUUUACCCACUCCGCAGAUCAUAUACUAUCCGACGGACAGCACGACAGUGAGAAGUACCUUGCUGCUCAUAAAUUAAACUCUCACACCUUAAAUAUGUAUCGUGCGAUGAGCGUCAUACCCCUCUACCUUUACGGGCAUCAUGAAAAGGUGGUGGAGAUCGCCACUGAAAUGACAAAGACUCUGCCCGGUCUCUGGUCCCUUCGUGCUUCCACUCAUACGUUAUUUUACCUUUCGCUAGCACUACUCAGCCUCCACAUUGAGGAUCCAUCACGACCUGGACGCGAAGACGCCAUCAGGCAGGCCAUCGAGUACAAAGAGGAGAUUGACUACAAAGCCAGCGCUUGCGACGCCAAUUAUGGUAUGUGGUCAUUGAUUCUGGAAGGUGUACUUUGUGAGGCAUCGGGGAAUUUCCAGAAAGCCCUUCCAGCCUUCGAAGCGGCACUCGACCAUACCCAGUUGCAUAACUGGCCUCUGGAGGAAGCGCUCGCUCUCGAACUCCAAGUCGACUUCCUUGUUCGCCGUGGCGUUAAGCGGGCUGCACAGUAUUUGUUGCGGCAAGCUAUUACCUCAUGGAAUACCAUAAGCGCAACAGGGAAAGCUAGACAGCUUUCAGAAAAAUAUGAAUGGCUCCUAAGAGUUGGACCCCCCACCUCAAGGGUCAGUAACGCGGCUUGUCAAACUAUUGAUUCAGUAAUCAAUGUCCCCACGAGAAGUGCGGAGCCAUCAACGAACCCAAUGAAUGGACAACUUGAAGAUCAGCGCAAUCGGGAAUGGCUAGAGGAGAACGAGGAACGUACUGAUCAGCACUCUCUGGACAUAUCUGGGCUCGGCUUAGAUAUAAUCGACUUGUCAAGUAUCCUUGAAUUUAGUCAGGUCAUGUCUUCCGAGUUGCAUAUAGACAAACUACUGAAAAAAAUGGUUGGCAUAAUACUCGAGUCCUGCAGCGGAUCAGAAAUUGCCCUCGUAAUCACAGAUUUCGAACCAUAUGGCUGGCUGGUUGCCGCUGCUGGUGACCAAGAAAACGGAGAGGUUGCUUUCUCCGAUGGGCUUCCGUUUUCUGAAGUUGAGGAUAAAAUGGCGCAGCAAAUCACACAUUAUACUCUGCGGACGAGAGAGCCGGUUCUGGUCCAUAACGUUAUUGACGAUGAACGCUUCUCCAACGUCAGUGAUGCGUACGCGGCUCGAAACCCUCAAGGGAGAUCUGUCAUCGCACUACCUAUCAUCCAAGCCAAAAACCUUCUUGGUGUCAUCCACAUCGAAGGUAAACCGAAUUCGUUUACACAGCGUAAUUUGGUUGUGUUGCGUCUUGUUUGUAAUCAAAUCGGGAUAUCGCUGGCGAACGCUUUCCUCUAUCGAAACGCCAGUAAAGUUAGUGCCGCAAAUGCUGCUAUGGUUGAGGCGCAAAAGCGUGCUUUGGCGCAUGCCAGAGAAGCGGAACGAAAAUCCAAAGUUGCGGAAGCGGAAGCUAAGCAUAACGUUAAGCUCAAGGAAGAUGCUGCUAAGGCCAAGUCAAUUUUCCUGGCUAACGUUUCCCAUGACUUACGCACGCCAAUGAACGGAGUUAUAGGUUUAACAGAAUUACUUAAGAAGACCAAUCUGGACCGCGAGCAGAACGGCUAUGUCGAAUCCAUUCGCGUCUGCGCAGAUACUUUAUUAACUCUAAUCAAUGACAUUCUCGACUUCUCCAAACUUGAGGCGGGUAAAAUGAAAGUUGCGGCCAUUCCGCUCAACCUCCGGGACACUAUCAUGGAAGCUGUUCGUGCUCUUUGUUUUACGCAUCGCCACCGCGGGCUUCAGACGAUCGAGGAUUUGGAUGAGCUUGAUCCGAAUUUGCUGGUUAUGGGAGAUCCUGUUCGUCUCCACCAGAUAUUCAUGAACCUGCUGAGCAACAGCUACAAAUUUACACCACAAGGUUCAGUUACAGUGAAAGCCAACGCUUCCGAUGAAGAGGACGGCCGCAUCCGUAUUACUUGUAAGGUUGUUGACACCGGCAUUGGAAUUCCCGGUGAGCAAUUGGUCCGGCUUUUCAGGCCAUUCUCCCAGGCCGACAGUUCCUCUGCGAGAUCUUUUGGAGGAAGUGGGCUUGGAUUGAGCAUUUGCAAAGCGAUAAUAGAAGAUGUGCUUGGCGGCAAAAUUUGGCUGCAAUCUGAGGAAGGAGUGGGCACGACUGUAACUUUUACAUUGGUCUUUAGCAAAGCCCCGAAGGGUGCGGUUGUGAAGACCCAUUGGUCUCAAGACGGCUCGCGAGAGAAGACACAGACCGGCAUAAGGUCUUCAAUACGGGAUCUCAAAUCUAUCCCCCGCACCGGGAUUCGCGUGUGCGUCGCUGAGGAUAACCCAAUCAAUCAAAAAAUCGCAGUCACUUUCGUUAGAAAUUUGGGUUUGGAGUGCGAGGCAUUUAGCGAUGGUCAACAAGCUGUAGAAGCUCUCAGAUAUGCAUCUGCGGAGGGAAACCCGUUCCAUCUUGUCCUAAUGGACGUGCAGAUGCCUGUGUUGGACGGAUACAACGCGACGCGCAGAAUCCGCCAAGACCCAGACCCGAACGUCAAUGACAUUCUCGUUAUAGCCAUGACUGCCAGCGCGAUCGAAGGGGAUCGCGAAAAGUGCAUAGAUGCCGGCAUGAACAAUUACCUCGCUAAACCGGUUAGGUCUGACGUACUCAAAACAAUGCUUAAUUGCUACCUCUCUCCCUUACUAGAAUCAGAAGUCCCAAUGCGGUCCCUGCGAUGGCGUAAGCCACCGCCUAUACAACUUCCACACCAAGCUUCUGUUAAAGAGGAACAAUUGCAGGACAGCGACAGCAAUUCCAAUUCUAAUUCGAUGAUGACCAUUCGGAGAAACCCGGGGGAUCUUUAUGCAAUUAUGCGGAAUGGUAAUCCGAAGCCACCUCAUAGUCCGCCGCUGGGCACCAGCAUCAGUUCUGAGCAGGCGACUUCGUCGUCGUCGUCUGCUGUAGAAUCUGCUGCUGCCUCUGCUGUUUCUGAGGGCACUGCCAUUAAGAUGAACGGGCGUGAAGAAGGGUCAGCGUCUGUGGAAUGA